AUGUCCUCUGAAAGCGAACAGACCUAUGAUUAUAUUGUGUGCGGUGGUGGCACCUCUGGGUGCGUAGUCGCCGGUCGGCUAGCCGAGAAUCCUGAGAUUACGGUUCUGCUUCUUGAAGCUGGACAACACAAUGUGGAUUUGGAGAAUGUGCAUAUGGCCGGAGGAUGGUCGAACAACUUCGAUGCAGAGACCGAUUGGAAUUUUAUUACCCCGCCUAUGGCAGGCGUCGACAAUCGUCAGGUUAAAUUGAGUCGAGGUCGAUUUCUUGGUGGCUGCAGUGGCUGCAAUGGCACGCUAUGUAUCCGCGGCUGCAAACAGGAUUAUGACGACUGGGGUCUAGAGGGGUGGAGUGGCGAGGAAUUUUUCAAAUAUAUGAGGAAGUCUGAGACCUUUCAUCCCAAGCCCUGGUUUGACGCCGACAAGGAGAGCCAUGGCUAUUCAGGGCAUCUACACACAGAGCCUCACGACCUGGCCCCAAUCUCGAACCUGCUACUUGAUUCUUUUGUUUCGGAAGGCAUGCCACUGAGCCACGACAUGUUCAGCACUGGAGAUGUUCCCCAUGGCUGUGGUCAUGUGCCUCGCACAGUUUACAAGGGAAUUCGAACCACCGGUGCUGAUUUCGUGACCAACCAGAACAAACGUGGAAAUAUCACAGUUCAGACCGACACUACGGUCGAUAAAGUGAUCUUUACCAAACAAGGGGAGCAGGUUCGUGCCUCUGGUGUUGCUACUAAGACAUCUGAUGGUGCUUCAAAGACCUACUAUGCGCGAAAGGAGAUCAUCAUCUCGGGAGGAGCAUAUUGCAGUCCCGCAAUCCUUCUUCGUUCAGGUAUUGGACCAAAAGAAGAGCUGUUGAAACAUAAUAUCCCAUACACAGUCAGCGCACCUGGAGUUGGAAAGAACCUCCUGGACCACCUGAUCGUCUUCAUGUUUUACGAAACCGAAAAAGCCGGACUCACAAACGACUACCAUGUCUACCAUGACGACAACUUCAACAAAACAUACGCAGAAUGGAAAGAGAAAAAAGCCGGCUUCCUAUCCACCUUCCCCUUCGGCGCUUUCGCCUUCGCCAGACUGGACGAGCGCCUAAAAGACGAACCACUCUGGAAAAACGCACCUCGCGAAACCGGCCGCGACCCAAUGGGUCUAACCCCCAAACAACCCAACAUCGAGUUCUUCACCACAGAAUGCUAUGGUGGACCAAAGCAAUACGACCAAUUCCCCAUCGACCAUAAGCAUGCUUUCUCAAUGAUUGCGGAGCUUUUCGCGCCCAAGUCGCGCGGCUCGGUUACUUUGAAAUCGGUAGAUCCGAUGGAAAACCCAAUUGUUGAUUGUAACUACCUUGCUGAUCCGCUGGAUGUGUUGGUUCUCAGCGAGGCGUGUCGAUUUGGCAAUGAGAUUGUUAUGAAAGGGGCUGGUACAAAAGAUAUUGUUAAGGGAUCUUGGCCUGCAAAUUUGUCGCACCACACCUACAAGACGAGAGAGGAAUGGGUUCCGUAUAUCAAGGAGCAUGCUACCACUUGUUACCAUGCUGCAGGCACAUGUGCUAUGGGCAAGGAAGAUGAUCCUAUGGCUGUGCUGGAUGAGAAACUACAGGUCCGCGGUGUUGUUGGUUUGCGAGUGGCAGAUUGUAGUGUCAUGCCAUCGCUGCAUGGAGGUCAUGCCCAGAUGCCAGCGUAUGGUAUCGGCGAGAAAUGCGCCGAUCUGAUCAAAGAGACGUGGUGA
Messenger RNA from Penicillium daleae, 1725 nucleotides. Its product is annotated as GMC family oxidoreductase. Gene Ontology annotation, molecular function: flavin adenine dinucleotide binding; oxidoreductase activity, acting on CH-OH group of donors. NCBI's taxonomy places the organism in Eukaryota, Fungi, Ascomycota, Eurotiomycetes, Eurotiales, Aspergillaceae. The transcript is spliced from 6 exons. The record is from RefSeq and is a predicted model, not a curated record. Bases 1 to 1725 code for a protein of 574 amino acids.